This is a messenger RNA of Zea mays, 1061 nucleotides long. RefSeq lists its product as uncharacterized. NCBI's taxonomy places the organism in Eukaryota, Viridiplantae, Streptophyta, Magnoliopsida, Poales, Poaceae. Gene Ontology annotation, cellular component: EMC complex. The record is from RefSeq and is marked validated. Gene Ontology annotation, molecular function: carbohydrate binding.
AUCAGCUAUUCAUUCAGCUAUCACAAAAGAAAAAAAAAAGGCCGCGACGAGCCGACGAGCAACGACGACCAUGGCGACGAUGGCCGCUUCUUCCUGCCACGGGCAACUUCUCCUGUUUCUCCUCGUGGCCGUCGCGUCGGCCUGCCUCGGCUCCGCGGCAGCGCAUCAAGCCGGAUCUGGAGAGGGCUACACGAUCGCUGGCCGCGUCAAGAUCGAUGGCACGAGCGUGAAGGGCUUUGGUCUUGCAACAAAGACAUCAAACACAAAAGUGAUACUUAAUGGCGGCCAGAGGGUUACAUUUGCCAGGCCAGACGGCUACUUUGCAUUCCACAACGUGCCAGCUGGAACUCAUCUGAUUGAGGUCUCCUCAAUUGGUUACUUCUUUUCCCCAGUUCGCGUAGAUAUCAGUGCAAGGAAUCCUGGUUAUAUUCAAGCAGCAUUGACUGAAACUAGAAGAGUUCUAAAUGAGCUUGUCCUGGAACCUCUGAAAGAAGAGCAGUACUAUGAGGUUAGGGAGCCUUUCUCCGUCAUGUCACUUUUGAAGAGCCCCAUGGGGUUGAUGGUUGGUUUUAUGGUCUUAAUGGUCUUUGUGAUGCCCAAGAUGAUGGAGAACAUAGAUCCUGAGGAGAUGAAGCAAGCUCAAGAACAAAUGAGGAACAACCCCGUAUCAUUGUCUGGCUUGCUAGCCAGAGCGCAGGGCUAGAAGUAGCACAUGAGGAUGCUGCAAGGGUCUAGAUUCUAUAAUGUGUUUAAGGGCAGUACUGAAGUGCUUGACAUGCCAUGUCACUCGGAGUAAUUUCCUGGGGACAAGGUGGAAACUCUUUCCCCUGUUUUUACUGUAUUUUAACUUGCAGUUUUUCUGUUAGGGCUUGUUCGGUUAUUUUCAAUCCAUAUGUAUUGGAGGGGAUUGAUACGGAUUGGAGGGGAUUUUGACUUUGAAUCCCCCUCAAUCCAUAUGGAUUGGGGCAGAACCGAACAUGGCCUUAUGUAGAACCUUCUGAAACCUCUAGCUGAGCUAGUCAUUUGGCACAUCAUAUAACCACACAUUGAGAUAUUCUUGU